Messenger RNA from Enterobius vermicularis (human pinworm), 1584 nucleotides. The record is from the annotation of a GenBank genome assembly. Lineage: Eukaryota; Metazoa; Nematoda; Chromadorea; Rhabditida; Oxyuridae.
AUGGAAGAAAGAAAUGUUCAUCAGUUCGAAAGAGAAAAGACGUUGAUGGAAACCUUCCUUUCUCAAGCUUCAAGCUCUGAAGUUUUCCCCACGGAUGUUUUAUUUAUACAGCGUAGCUACACCGACUGUUUUGAAAACUUUGGUUAUGUUUCUGUGCGUGGUUUUUGUAGUGAAGUUUUUGGAAUAGAUCACGAUUGGUCGAACGAUGAAAACAAUGAUAGUGGAAAGAAUUAUCGCUGCGGUACCAGUGAUAGUGGAUAUGUCCGUGACAGUGGCCAGUUAUUUGCGAGUUUCGGACCUGAUCGUGAAGAGCAGCGAAGUGAAUUGGCGCAAGCUUUUACUGGUUCUGUAGAUUUUGAUGAUGUUGAACCUCAGCAGUUGAACCAUUUUGUGGAUCAGAAGAUCGACCAGCCGUCUAUCAGGAUUGCAUUAGGAGAAGAAGAACCACAAUUAGCAUUUGAGGGAGACGCUGAAAAACUGGAAAGUCGCUACCCACCAAAUUCCUCGGCUUCUAGUCCUUCGGAAGAAACAGUUGGUUUGUCAUGUCCUCUUUUAGUGCAAGGGUCAUCCUGCUCAACCGGGGAUAAGGUUUCGAAUGACAGUCAGAGCGAUUCUUCUUGUCCGGUAUUGAUCCAAGAGGCCUCUUUUCUACAGGUCGGCAAUUCGCACGGUGGUAGUGAUCCAGUUCAGCCUUCUACUUCGACUACAGCUCGUAAGUGGAAUGGUGAAAAUCCUCUGAGGCGUUUUUCAGUACUCGUUGGCAAUAAAAAGUUAAAUUUCAGAGUGUGUGACCGGACAUCAAAUUACGGAGGACUUAGUAGCACUAAUCCUGAAACAUAUGGUCUGAAUGAUAACAUUGUAUUCAAGGGUAAUAAAUGUUUUGUUUGCGGUAGAACAUUUCCUACCAAAAGCAGGUUAAGGGAGCACCAGAUGUCACAUAGUGGAGCAAAGCCCAAGCCAUGCCCAUUUUGUGGCCGUGUUUUCUACAGUAAAAACUCUCUACAAAUUCAUGAGAGAAUUCAUACAGGAGAGAAGCCAUUUCAAUGUCCUAUUUGUACAAAGUGCUUUGCUCGACAGACCAAUUAUAACAUUCAUUUGAAGUUGCAUGCUAGCGGAAGGCGUUAUUUUUGUUCAUUUUGUGGCAAAUGGUUCAGAACAGAGUCUGACAUGUUAGGCCAUCAGCGGCAGUGUUUGGCGCGGAUGCAAGGGGUUGCGGUUACUUCAGAAAGGCCACUGCGUUACCAGUGUUCUUAUUGCGAAAAAAUGUUUCAUCAUCGACGGGAUAAAAACAUACAUGAAAGGACGCACACCGGAGAACGUCCUUACUCUUGUGGGUAUUGUGGUAAAGGAUUUACACAGUCACAGGCACUGACGAUUCAUAUUAGGACUCACACUGGCGAAAGACCGUACAGCUGUGGUAUAUGUUUUAAGGAUUUCCGUGACAGCUCAGCUCUAAGGAAGCACGAGUUUAUCAAACAUACAACUGUGCGUGUUCCAAAUCCGUCACUUUCAGUCACGAAUGAUCCCGUUCUCAUUCCCAUGCCACCCCUACUGGAUUCUGAGACCCUGCCUGUAUCUGAAUGA